This is a messenger RNA of Triticum aestivum (bread wheat), 1087 nucleotides long. RefSeq lists its product as uncharacterized. The record is from RefSeq and is a predicted model, not a curated record. The coding region runs from base 450 to 1016 and encodes 188 amino acids. The transcript has 2 exons. NCBI's taxonomy places the organism in Eukaryota, Viridiplantae, Streptophyta, Magnoliopsida, Poales, Poaceae.
UUGCUGAUCUUUUAGCAAAGCAUUCUACCCAUAGUAGAUCUUCUCAUCUUUGGGAAGAUUCUAUCCCCGACUUUAUUUCUCAUGCUUUUGUAAACGACUUGUCCAUCAUCUGAGAAAUAAAGUUUAUUUGCUGUCAAAGAAAAGGAAACUGAGCGGCUCGCCCAUCCUGCUCCCGCGAGCGGACGGGCGAUUCCCGUCUGCGCCGCCGCUAGCCGUCCUCUCCCCUCCUCUUCCCCUUGCUGCCGCUGGAGCGCGCCGCCGGGCAAAGCCCGGUCGGCGUAGGCGGCGGCGGGGCCUGGUCUCCCAUCCCUCGAGGUGGUCUGACGCGGGGAUGCCCCCCUCGAGCUGAUGUGUGGCGCUUGGCGGGGCACGACGGCGCGGCACCAGCAGCCAAGGCGACGGCGGCGGCUGAGGGUGGUGGCGUGGAGGGCUGCUGGGCCUUGCGGGGCAUGGUGCUUGGGGGCUGGCGUGCUUGGAUGCGGUGGUGGGUGCGCUCGGAGUGGCGGCGAGGGUUUCCCAGAUCUGAUCUGGACGGUGGUGGAUCCUCCGGCCGCUUCUUCGCGGGCGGCAUGGGCUGCGGCGGCUUGGGCCUGCCAGCGGCGCGCGGGGGUUGUUACGCUCGUCCUCGUCGGCAUGGUGGCGGUGGUGGUGGUGCGUGCCGGCCGGAUUUUGCCUUUUUCUGGCCGGCUGCGCAGGUUUGGGGCCCUGGCCCGGCGUGGCUGCGGUCCUGGCUGUGGGUGGCGGCGGCGAGGUGGCUUUGCCGUGCCGGCUCCAUGGCAGCUCGGCGGGUCGACUGGGGCGGCGGCUGGAUUUCCGGUGUCAGCUCGUCCAUUGGCGGCCCGUUUCGACCUUCGGCCCUCUCCUCGUCGUCUGGUUGCUACCUCCGUCGAAGGAUGGACAGAGGCUCACAGAUCGCUAUUAACAGAGGCUCACAAGUCGAUAUCAUGGCAGAAGAUUUCGCGAAAGGAAAUGCUGACGUGAAUCACCAGCACAAAUUAUUUCUCGUCAGUUCUUAACCUGACGGUCAGCUUUGCUACAGUAUUGUUCAUCAAGUAAGACAGGUAGAAAAAGUUACGUUUAUUGGGCA